Knipowitschia caucasica is the source of this 2214-nucleotide messenger RNA. Lineage: Eukaryota; Metazoa; Chordata; Actinopteri; Gobiiformes; Gobiidae. The record is from the annotation of a GenBank genome assembly.
AUGGUGUCCUGUUUCCAUGGCGACGGAGCGUGCUCAGUGCGUUGUCGGGCGCAGACACAGAGACAGGCUGUUGUUCUGCUUAAUGAGCUCCGUGAGAGAGACCUCUGUCUGCUCCGUGACCAAGGAAAGUGUGUGAGGAGAGACGUGUGCGACUGUUGCAGAGAUGUGUGCGACUGCCGCAGAGACGUGUGCGACUGUUACAGAGACAUGUGCGACUGCUGCAGAGACGUGUGCGACUGCCGCAGAGACGUGUGCGACUGCUGCAGAGACGUGUGCGACUGCCGCAGAGACGUGUGCGACUGUUACAGAGACAUGUGCGACCGCUGCAGAGACGUGUGCGACUGCCGCAGAGACGUGUGCAACUGCUGCAGAGACGUGUGCGACUGUUGCAGAGACGUGUGCAACUGCCGCAGAGACGUGUGCGACCGCUGCAGAGACGUGUGCGACUGCUGCAGAGACGUGUGCGACUGUUGCAGAGACGUGUGCGACUGCCGCAGAGACGUGUGCGACUGCCGCAGAGAGGUGUGCGACUGUUGCAGAGACGUGUGCGACUGCCGCAGAGACGUGUGCGACUGUUACAGAGACGUGUGCGACUGCCGCAGAGACGUGUGCGACUGUUGCAGAGACGUGUGCGACUGUUACAGAGACGUGUGCGACUGUUGCAAAGACGUGUGCGACUGUUGCAGAGACAUGUGCGACUGUUGCAGAGACGUGUGCGACUGCUGCAGAGACGUGUGCGACUGUUGCAGAGACGUGUGCAACUGCCGCAGAGACGUGUGCGACUGUUGCAGAGACGUGUGCGACUGCUGCAGAGACGUGUGCGACUGCUGCAGAGACGUGUGCGACUGCUGCAGAGACGUGUGCGACUGUUACAGAGACGUGUGCGACUGUUGCAGAGACGUGUGCGACUGCUGCAGAGACGUGUGCGACUGUUGCAGAGACGUGUGCGACUGUUGCAGAGACGUGUGCAACUGCCGCAGAGACGUGUGCAACUGUUGCAGAGACGUGUGCAACUGUUACAGAGACGUGUGCGACUGUUGCAGAGACGUGUGCGACUGUUGCAGAGACGUGUGCGACUGUUGCAGAGACAUGUGCGACUGCUGCAGAGACGUGUGCGACUGCUGCAGAGACGUGUGCGACUGUUACAGAGACGUGUGCGACUGCUGCAGAGACGUGUGCGACUGUUACAGAGACAUAGACGUGUGCGACUGCUGCAGAGACGUGUGCGACUGUUACAGAGACAUGUGCGACUGCCGCAGAGACGUGUGCGACUGUUGCAGAGACGUGUGCGACUGUUGCAAAGACGUGUGCGACUGCCGCAGAGACGUGUGCGACUGCUGCAGAGACGUGUGUGACUGCCGCAGAGACGUGUGCGACUGUUGCAGAGACGUGUGCAACUGCCGCAGAGACGUGUGCGACUGUUGCAGAGACGUGUGCGACUGCCGCAGAGACGUGUGCGACUGUUGCAGAGACGUGUGCGACUGUUGCAGAGACGUGUGCGACUGCCGUAGAGACGUGUGCGACUGUUGCAGAGACAGAGACGUGUGCGACUGUUGCAGAGACGUGUGCGACUGUUGCAGAGACAGAGACGUGUGCGACUGCUGCAGAGACGUGUGCGACUGCUGCAGAGACGUGUGCGACUGUUGCAGAGACGUGUGCAACUGCCGCAGAGACGUGUGCGACUGUUGCAGAGACGUGUGCGACUGCCGCAGAGACGUGUGCGACUGUUGCAGAGACGUGUGCGACUGUUGCAGAGACGUGUGCGACUGCCGUAGAGACGUGUGCGACUGCUGCAGAGACAGAGACGUGUGCGACUGUUGCAGAGACAGAGACGUGUGCGACUGCUGCAGAGACGUGUGCGACUGCUGCAGAGACGUGUGCGACUGUUGCAGAGACGUGUGCGACUGCCGCAGAGACGUGUGCGACUGCUGCAGAGACGUGUGCGACUGCUGCAGAGACGUGUGCGACUGCUGCAGAGACGUGUGCGACUGCUGCAGAGAAGUGUGCGACUGCUGCAGAGACGUGUGCGACUGUUGCAGAGAAGUGUGCGACUGCUGCAGAGACGUGUGCGACUGCUGCAGCGACGUGUGCGACUGCUGCAGAGACGUGUUCGACUGCCGCAGAGACGUGUGCGACUGUUGCAGAGAAGUGUGCGUCACAGUGGGCGCAGCAGGAAGACCUAAUGUGACGCACAACAUCACAAUUAUUAUUUAA